Prosopis cineraria is the source of this 1058-nucleotide messenger RNA. RefSeq names its product receptor-like protein EIX2. The transcript has 2 exons. NCBI's taxonomy places the organism in Eukaryota, Viridiplantae, Streptophyta, Magnoliopsida, Fabales, Fabaceae. The record is from RefSeq and is a predicted model, not a curated record. The coding region runs from base 104 to 922 and encodes 272 amino acids. Gene Ontology annotation, molecular function: protein binding.
UUCAAUAGACCUGUCAAGCUGGACAAAUUUGCAAUACCUCCUUCUAGAGGGAAAUGAGUUUUCUGGAAGUUUGCCUCCUACCCUGCCUCUAAGUCUGGUAGUCAUGAAAUUGAAGGCCAACCAAUUUAUUGGCGAGAUUCCAGUACAACUGUGCAACCUCUCUUCUCUUACGAUACUGGAUCUCGCUGAUAACAAGCUUUCUGGAUCCAUACCUCAUUGCCUAUAUAACAUCAUGGGUUCAAUUCAUCAAGAAUUGAGGGCAGAAAUUCUAAACAUGUAUACUAAAGGAAGAGAAUUAGAUUAUAAAAGAAUUUGGUUGUUGCGGCAAGUUGAUCUUUCCAACAACAGCUUGUCUGGAGAAAUUCCUAAAGAAUUGUUUAGUAUGAACCAAAUGUGGUCCUUGAACUUGUCUCGGAACCAUUUGAUUGGAAAAAUUCCAAGAGAAAUUGGAAGCAUGAAAAAUUUGGAGUCUCUUGAUCUUAGUUACAAUAAACUUUCUGGAGAAAUUCCUUCCACCAUUUCAAAUUUGUCUUUUCUCAGUUGGUUGAACCUAUCAUACAAUAACUUGUAUGGACAAAUUCUAAUGGGAACCCAAAUUCAGAGUUUUGAUCCCUGGAGUUUUGUUGGCAAUCUUAACCUCUGCGGAGAUCCUCUUCCAAAGAGGUGCAACAAGAAAGAAGAAACCUUCCACUCAAAACCCGCUGAAGGAAAUGAAGAUGACGACUUUUUGAAAUCACUAUAUCUUGGAAUGGGAGUUGGAUUCGCAACUGGCUUCUGGGCAUUCUGUGGUUCUCUCUUCCUCAUCAGAGAAUGGAGACACAAAUUUUUCCGAUGGUUUGACUAUCUGAAGGAUCAACUUUAUGUUGCUGUGGCUCUCAAGUUCAGGAGCUUCCGUGAAAUAUUGGGAACAAAUCGCUGUUGAGCUGCAAGCAUUCAGUACUCCAUAUUUUGAAGUCUGGUUUUAUCAAUCUACUACUGCUCGGACGACUUUCUCUGGAAUUGCAAUCUCAUUCUGCUUGAAGGAAUAAGCAAGCAGCUUUGCUGUAGUUACACUUGCA